This is a messenger RNA of Brenthis ino (lesser marbled fritillary), 1506 nucleotides long. The record is from the annotation of a GenBank genome assembly. Lineage: Eukaryota; Metazoa; Arthropoda; Insecta; Lepidoptera; Nymphalidae.
AUGAAGUCGAAAACUUGUUUUAUAAGUGUAAUUUCAUUUAUUUUACAAUGUGCAAUAGGACAAAAGUCAACAUCAAAGAGUACAGUGCUAGAAUGUCCAUCACUCGAUAAUGGCGACACUUACACUCAGUCGGAGUUCCUCUCUCGGCUGGCUCAUGAGUGCCGCUACGACAGACUGUUGCUCCCUACCUAUCAGACGGGCGAGGUUGUCUACGUGCACGCUAGCGCCUACGUUUACUUUAUACAACCAGCAGAAGCACACGAUUUGAAUUUCAAAUUGCAUUUCCUUCUUCAACUACGUUGGACGGACGCGCGACUCGCGUACACAUUAUAUUCACCUGAACGUACGAAAAUAAUCGGAGAGAGUGAUCUCCGACAACGAAUAUGGGUUCCACAUUUAUAUAUGUCCAAUGAACAGUCGUCAAGUCUUAUGGGGACAGAUAGCAAAGACGUUCUCAUAUCGAUAGCUCCCGAUGGUGAAGUUUUAUUUAGUCGAAGAAUGCAAGCGGUACUAUACUGCUGGAUGAAUCUACAGAAGUUUCCUUUCGACGAUCAGAAAUGUUCUAUGAAUUUAGAAAGUUGGAAAUAUAAUGCAUCAAUUUUACGUUUGAUGUGGGAGAAGGACAACCCAGUGCGGCUUUCCAGCGAACUGCACUUGACCGAAUAUUCUCUACUGGACUAUUGGACAAACGAGUCCGUUGUUAGAGGGGAUAUAGUCAAUAUGCGACUGGGAGGAGGUAGAUCUGGCAACUACAGCGCUUUAAAGUUUACCUUUAAAUUGGGUCGUGAAGUCGGUUACUACCUGAUGGACUAUUUUAUUCCUUCUAUGAUGAUUGUCGCUAUGUCAUGGGUUACAUUCUGGUUACAAGCAGAUGCAUCGGCUCCUAGAAUUACAUUAGGAACAAGUACAAUGUUGUCGUUUAUUACACUCGCAUCCUCGCAAGCGAAGACUCUGCCUAAGGUUUCAUAUAUUAAAGCAAGUGAGAUUUGGUUCUUGGGCUGUAUUGGCUUCAUUUUCUCAGCUUUGGUAGAGUUUGCAUUUGUCAACACAAUUUGGCGCAGAAAGAAAGUGGUUAGUUUGAAGAAGGUGAACAGCAAAUAUAUUUUAAAGAGUACAUUGACCCCGCGGCUAGCGCGCAAGGAGUUGCAAAAGGAAUUGCAGUCGUCACCACAGCUUACUAAAUCGCGGUCCUGCUCUUCAUUACAACAAGAGACCAGCAGCGACCCCGCGGGACCAGGAUACAACAACUACCUUACUGUCCAUAGUUUCCCGUCUGCCUUGAACUUGCCCACGAUCACCACGCAGAGCUACGACGAGCUCAUGCCCGGCGGCCGGCAGUCGCGCAACAACGGCAGCGAGGGCUCGGACGAGCCUCCCAAGCACCACACCUGGACUCAAAUGACCCCACAGGAAAUAGCCACCUGGAUCGACAAACGAUCCCGUGUUCUCUUCCCACUUCUCUUCGUCUUCUUCAACGUCCUAUAUUGGACUUUCGUCUAUUGUCUA